Molecule: messenger RNA, 4829 nt
Organism: Herpailurus yagouaroundi (jaguarundi)
Lineage: Eukaryota; Metazoa; Chordata; Mammalia; Carnivora; Felidae
Gene: SENP2
Product: SUMO specific peptidase 2
Exons: 17
Coding region: 163-1935 (590 amino acids)
Biological process (GO): proteolysis; protein desumoylation
Cellular component (GO): nucleus
Molecular function (GO): deSUMOylase activity
Source: RefSeq, a predicted model, not a curated record
AUAGCUCUCAGGACGUUUUAUCUGUGGGCCCUCCAAUCGCGUCAUAAGUCGGCGACUGAGCCUUGGCGGUGGUAGCCGAGGCGGCGAAGGCGGCAGCGGCGGCGACAGCUCUGGGGUUUGCUUCUCGGGGUGUGUCGGCCGCCGCUGCUGCUUGGGCCUGGUAUGUACAAAUGGCUGGUUAGGAUUCUCGGCACCAUUUUCCGUUUCUGUGACCGGCCGGUGCCCCCUGCCCGGGCCCUCCUGAAGAGGCGGCGCUCGAACAGCACUUCGUUUUCUACAGUGGACACUGAUGAAAUACCAGCCAAAAGACCAAGAUUAGAUUAUUUCAUUCACCAAGUGAAAACCAGUCUCUACAAUGCUGCCAGCUUAUUUGGAUUCCCAUUCCAGCUGACCACAAAGCCCAUGGUAACUUCUGCUUGUAAUGGAACACGGAAUGUGGCCCCUUCAGGAGAGGUAUUUUCGAAUUCUUCAUCUUGUGAACUGACAGGUUCUGGAUCCUGGAACAACAUGCUGAAACUGGGUAAUAAAUCUCCUAAUGGAAUAAGUGACUAUCCAAAGAUCAGAGUGACAGUAACCCGAGAUCAGCCUCGCAGAGUCCUGCCUUCCUUUGGUUUUACUUUGAACUCAGAAGGGUAUAGUAGAAGACCCGGUGGCCGUCGCCACAGCAAAGGCCCUUCAGAAAGUUCUUUAACCUGGAAGCCUCAGGAACAGGUUGUAACAGAGAUGAUUUCUGAAGAGGGUGGCAAGGGUCUGAGGCGUCCCCACUGUACUGUGGAGGAGGGUGUUCAGAAAGAGGAAAGGGAGAAAUACCGAAGGUUAUUGGAGCGACUUAAAGAAGGUGGUCAUGGAAACUCUGUUCCUUCUGUAACUUCAACUUAUCACAGCUCUCAAAGAAGUCACAUGGACACAUUAAAGACCAAAGGCUGGGGGGAAGAACAAAGUCACGGAGUCAAAACAACUCAGUUUGUUCCAAAACAAUAUAGAGUUGUUGAAACGAGGGGACCUCUAUGCUCAGUGAGAAGUGAGAAGAGGUGUUGUUCAAAGGGGAAAAUUUCUGAUACAGAGAGGACAGUUGGACUCAGACUUGAAAAUGAAGGUAGGAGGGGACACCAACUGGAACCUGACCUAUCCGAAGAGGUGUCGGCCCGACUCCGCCUGGGCAAUGGGAGCAAUGGCUUACUCAGGAGGAAAAUGUCAAUACUUGAGACAAAAGAAAAACAUUGCUCGGGCAAAGAGAGGGAUAAAAGGAUGGAUGAUCUUCUUGAACUUACAGAGGACAUGGAAAAGGAGAUCAGUAAUGCCCUGGGUCAUGGCCCACAGGAUGAGAUCCUAAGUAGCGCUUUCAAGUUGCGAAUCACUCGAGGAGAUAUACAGACCUUGAAGAACUAUCAUUGGCUCAAUGAUGAAGUCAUUAAUUUUUACAUGAAUCUUCUGGUGGAAAGAAACAAAAAACAAGGGUAUCCAGCACUUCAUGCAUUCAGUACUUUUUUCUAUCCCAAAUUAAAGUCUGGUGGUUACCAAGCAGUGAAAAGAUGGACCAAAGGGGUCAAUCUCUUUGAACAGGAACUUAUUCUGGUGCCUAUUCAUCGGAAGGUACAUUGGAGCCUGGUGGUGAUAGACCUACGAAAAAGGUGUCUCAAAUAUCUGGAUUCUAUGGGACAAAAGGGCCACAGGAUCUGUGAGAUUCUCCUUCAGUAUUUACAGGAUGAAAGUAAGACCAAAAGAAAUAUUGAUCUAAAUCUUUUAGAGUGGACCCACUACAGCAUGAAGCCACAUGAGAUUCCUCAACAGUUAAAUGGGAGUGAUUGUGGAAUGUUUACUUGUAAAUAUGCAGAUUAUAUCUCUAGGGACAAACCUAUCACAUUUACUCAGCACCAGAUGCCUCUCUUCCGGAAGAAGAUGGUGUGGGAAAUCCUUCAUCAGCAGUUGCUGUGAGAAUGCCCCGCCCGGUCCCUCUAGCUGCUGGUGGUUCUUUCACGGAGGACGGAUGUUUCCAUAUACCUCAUGCAUCGUGGGUUCAACAGUCCCCGCAUCGCCCCUGCUGGCUCACAGGUACUGGGCUGUAGGACGCGCACGCAGGCCUCUCCCUGCACCCUGGGCCCGACUUGGUGCGUGGACCCUGUGUGUGAGCCUGUGCCUGCUCAGAGCCCUGGACUAUUCAACCCACACAAGAACAAACGCUAAUUAAUACUUUUUUUUUUUAAGAUUUUUUUUUUCCCUAUGAAUGUGGGAAAUGCAGGAUUUAUUCUAUGAUUUGUUUUUUGUGUGUUUGUUCACGUGUGUUCAUUCGCUCACUCAUUUACAAACAUAAUGGCAGUGGCUGUUUGCUGCUGCUCCACAGUUAACUCUGAAUUACCUGUUUGAACUAUUUAUUUUUGAAAGGAAUGUUAAUCAAGCUCCACUCCCAGCUGAAGAUCAGGAGGGGAAUCAGUGGGGGGAGGAAGGAAGUGUUAAUUAACUUCCCGAAGGCUGGAGCAGAAACUGCCAACUAGAAGCUGGAGCUCUCGUUCUUGAGGCUUGGAAGUGCCGGGGAGGAGAAACCUUCUCCUGGGGUAGGGCUCUCACUGCCUUUCAGAGGACGUCUGACACUACGGCCUUGGCCUGGGGGCGUGGAAAAGUGGACCGGUGGCCUAGGAACUGUGGCGAUCCAGGAGUCUUCAGAAGAGUGGUGGUCAUCCUAAAGAGACUGCUCUUUCUGGGAAUGAGCUGACUUGGCUACUCUUGAAACUGGAUUUGAAGUAACUAUAAACCCUAAAGCUUAAUUUUCAUCCCAGAUCUGGUUGAGUAUAAACCUCAGAAUUGUAAGGGCUGGCCUGGGCUGUUUAUUUCAAGAGAUACUAUUCAAUGUAAAAGCUAUUUUUCCUCAAAGUUUGUUUUUUUUUCUAUAUAUAUAAAGCCGAAAUUAAGUUUUGUACUCAUUAGGAUUUACAUCCCCCCCCAUUCCACCCCCACGGAAAUUUGGAAGAAAAUUUAGUACUUGGCUGUGAGGCUGCCAGUUAUACAAUAAUCUAUUUUGCAUAUGAAAGUUUGUAUUUAACUUUUUUGUUCCUUAAAAACUUUACAGUGGUUACGCAUUUUUAAUUUCAGAAAGUUUAGAGUUGGUCAGAACAUAUUUUGCAAGAUCUAGUGCCUAGUGUUGCUUUUUCCGAUGUAAUAAAGGUUGUCUGGCAGAACCUGAAAAGGGUAUGCUGAGAUGAUUUCUAACCCUUCCCUUACUUAAACCUCCCACACUUGCCCUGGUGCACAAAAGCAAGGGGGUGUAAAACCAGGAAUAUUGGCCACGUGUUCGCGAAUCCGCGUGUCUGUCAUCCGGAGGGCGCGGCCGCUGGUGGCGGAGGCAGGGUCCGGUUUCCCUUGAGGGGAAGUCUUGGUAUGGGACCUGGGGCUGCACUGAACUUGAUGUGCCUAUUUGACAGGCACACCAGAGGCCGUGUGCUCGAUGGUGAUGAAAAGAGUGAGCUGCUCGUGCCUCAAGCUUAGGCUGUACAGAGCCCUUUCCUGAGGCUGCUGGAGCUGUACCGGUGAGUCUUGGGAUCAGGCGGCUGACACAGCCAAAAAGCCGAGAGAUUGACUGGGUCAGCCUUAUACUAAAAACCUGGUGCCCGCUCGGCUGUCUUAGGUUUCACCUGAGAAUUGAGCACUUUUGUUAAGAUCCGUUCUGUGUUGGGUACAUCCUGUGAGGAGUGGCGGUUUGUAUUCUGUCCCGGUGAGUGACGCAGUCGUGUUACACGAGUAUCCCAGGGGCUUCUUCAAGCAGCUUUCACUGAGCUUUCCACUGAUGUGUACUCUUCAGGAUGGCUCUUAAUAAUCUCCCAGGACAUCAUGAGAUCAGUAAGAGCGGAGCGUUAAGCUAGAGAAUAGCAUUCUAGUUUACCCUGAGUUCCUGGAUUUAAUAGGAGAUCCCACAGGCCGUGCUUCUCUAGGCACUGACCUGUCUCUCUUGGUGCAGAGAAACUUGUUGGUAAUAGAAUUUUUAUAUCUAGACAGCUUAUGAGAAAAGCAGUCAGGUGAUAAAAUCAACAGCUGAUCUUAGCGGUAGCAAAUAACAUAAAGCCAGAGAGAUGUAUAUUUUUUUUAACUGCAGUAGUUUGGGGAUCUGAAAAAAAGGUAGAGUGGACCACCGUUCGUUUUUGGUAGGCAGUCUCUCCUAAAGAUUCAUAAAGAUGGGAAAAACACACACAAAAACCAUUGGUAAGCGUCUUUCAUGUUUGAGCUUAUACCAGAGCUGGGAUGUGGUGGGAGGGACACGGAGCUGGGGCAUUUGGAAGAUGUUCUGGAGACCCCCAUAGUCUACCUCAGUUGCCUAAGACUGUCAGAACUUCUGAUCCUUUCCUCUCCUGAAAUCCUAAGCACAACUUGGGGAGUGCACGUCGAGUGGUGGAUGUUUGCUGCACUGUAAGGAGUUGCUGGGUGCUGGGACCGUGGUGUGGGUGUAAGAGAAUGUGUCCUUAGAGAUCUAUUGAACCUCAGAUACAAAUAAAUAAGAUCAAUUUAAGUCUGUGAUAACCUUAGUACUAUAGUUAAGCUACAUAGUUUAAAUUGGCUUUUGUGAACUAAUUGGAAACCUGAUCUCUAGUUACUUUGAGGAAAAACUCUAAGCACCUAAUAUUCAAACACACUUUUGGUACUUGUUUGUAAGUCUGGGAUCUAGCUGGCUAUACUGCUUUGAUAACUUCUUUUUCUUUUAAUUCACCUAACAUAUACAAGGAAAUGUUUGGGUGUAUUGAAAUAGGUAUUGAUUUUAUCUAUUUACCAAUAGAUGAACAAGUAUUUUAUCAAAUCAGUAGGUGUUGAUUUUAACUUAUUUACCAAUAAAUUCAUGUCUUUAA